AUGGCACCUCUGAAUGCUUGUUUCCAGCCGGUCAAUGGCAUCUACACGCUUCAGCACCUGGGUCUACUACAUCACUUCACAUCUUCCACGGCGCUGACACUCUCCGUCCACGGACAGGUUCAGAAGCUAUGGCAGGUCGACAUACCGCAUAUCGGAUUAUCUUUCCCAUUUGUGAUUCACGCGAUUCUUGCCCUAUCUUCGAUGCAUAUGGCUCAUAAGUUACCAGACGAGCAUCAAGCCUAUUGGGCAUUGGGCAUUGAGCUACAGCAGCAAGCUGUGACGGGCGCACAAAAGGCAUUGGAUAACAUCACAACAGAAAACUGCACUGCUGUGUUUCUUUUCUCGGCACUGACAUGCGUAAUUUCGCUUGCCCGCGGCUGUGGCCACUCGCCCAAGUGUGGCCCUGGUAGCGAGCAUCCCUCUGAAAUAGGCUGUGAGAGCCUGCUUGAAUGGGUUAUUCUUUACCGUGGCACGAGACAUCUCCUCGGACCACCCUAUGACGAGGUGUUACAUUCUGGUCCAUUGAAGCCCAUGUUCGAGCUUGGGUCAGAACGAAGGAUGCGUCUUCUCGCUCCUUUAGCCACUCUGGAUACAGCCAAAUCCAGCGCGUGGUCAAAACUUCAAGCGGUAAUAUACGAUCGUGUCAAUGAUAGGGAACGGCUCGAUGCGUAUGACACCACGAUCGACCACCUGCGGCGAGCUUUUCACGCCGUUUACGAUAAACCACUAGACGAGUUGGAAAACGUGGAUGUGUUUGCCUGGAUGUUUGCCAUAUCAGACAACUAUGUAGCUUUACUCAAGCUGCAUGAUCCGAUCGCUCUGGCGUUGUUUGCUUGCUUUGCUGGUUUGAUGCGAGAGAUGCACUCCAUGUGGUGGACUCACGGCCGUGGGGAAUGUUGUAUCAGCCAGAUCUAUUACAAGCUGAAGAGAGAGGAGGAAUGGCUUGUUGAGUAUGUCGUGAGUAUAAUCGACUGA
Messenger RNA from Fusarium oxysporum Fo47, 975 nucleotides. RefSeq lists its product as uncharacterized. The coding region runs from base 1 to 975 and encodes 324 amino acids. Lineage: Eukaryota; Fungi; Ascomycota; Sordariomycetes; Hypocreales; Nectriaceae. The record is from RefSeq and is a predicted model, not a curated record. The transcript is spliced from 2 exons. Gene Ontology annotation, molecular function: DNA-binding transcription activator activity, RNA polymerase II-specific. Gene Ontology annotation, biological process: regulation of transcription by RNA polymerase II.